Eurytemora carolleeae is the source of this 2657-nucleotide messenger RNA. RefSeq names its product zinc finger autosomal protein. The transcript is spliced from 3 exons. Gene Ontology annotation, cellular component: nucleus. Gene Ontology annotation, biological process: regulation of transcription by RNA polymerase II. Gene Ontology annotation, molecular function: DNA-binding transcription factor activity, RNA polymerase II-specific; RNA polymerase II transcription regulatory region sequence-specific DNA binding. The record is from RefSeq and is a predicted model, not a curated record. Bases 1202 to 2491 code for a protein of 429 amino acids. NCBI's taxonomy places the organism in Eukaryota, Metazoa, Arthropoda, Copepoda, Calanoida, Temoridae.
AAUUUUGCGCUUCGCGCAAAUCUUGCCCCCCCCCCUACAUUUAUUUCUGUAUACGCCCUUGAUCCGCAUCAAAUUUAUAUGGAAAAUACUUGAUAAAUAUUUAUUUCAAUAUAUUUCGAUCCAGUUUUGCAUUUUUUUAUGUUAUGGGGUAUAACUAUUUAGACUUAUGUCGACAAAAUUCGAAGUGAUCGCUAAAAUCUUAUUUCUAUCUGCUGCGUCUAUGUGUAUGUUCAGAUUAUUUUCAGGACUCCUGGCGGACUAUAUAAGAAAAUUUCAAAUUGUUGUCAUGAUAUUUAUAAGGAUGCAUGUAUCACAUUAAUGCAGAAAAUAUUAUAAUCAAUUUUAAGAUUAUCUAGUGCAUCAAGAUGUGAUUUAAAGGAAAUUUUUAUUUUUUUGGUCGAUUUUUUAUUUUCUUUUAUAUAAAAUUAUUAAUACCAUAAAUAAUUGUAUAGGUUUCAAUUAAUCAUAGCGGAGUCUUCGACUUUAAGAAGGAAAUUGUUAAAAACAACUUAUACCGAAGAAUGUAGCGUCCAUACAAAACCAGAAAGUUGCGAUAUUCGGCUCAGAUCAUAAAAAAUCAAUUUAAUUCCAAACAAAUCAUUCAGAUAUUACAACCUAUAAUCAUCGCAUUUUAUUCGACGCAUUAAUAUGUAGUUGCUACUUCAUGAUAUUCAAUUUAAACGACGAUUAGUUGACCGCCAGGUAUCUCCAUGCUCUCGAUGUUUCUGCAUGGUUCCACGAAGGAAAGACACCUAGUGGACGAAAAAUCGUCGCUUAAAGUGUAUUGUUUUUAUUUUUAUGCAAACACUCCCUUUAAGUUUUUCUAAAACGUUAAAACAGAUUAAAAAAAAAGCAAAUGAAGUGACAAAAAGUAAACCAAUCAACUAAUGUGGAUUUUAAAGUUUUUUUUUUAAAAGCAGAAAAUUAAAAAAACUGAUUAUCAAACUAUUAACUGAAACUAAUUCUUUUACAAUAAGGCUAGAAGGUCGCUUUGCACCCAAUUUUCACUUCUCAUUUUUAAAUCUUACUUUUAAAGCCAGCAAUUUUUCGGAUUUUUUUUUAUAAAUUGAUCAACUUUUCCGAGAUUUCUGCAUAGAAAUAAAACUAUUGAAUAAUUAUUCAAUCAUGGUAACAGAUCAGGAAAAUAUUUAAAUUUCAUUAAAUUGACUCAAAUACUUUCUAAGUAAUUGUUUCAGAAAGAAUGGUUGGAAAUAUGACAAAAGAAGAACUGAAAGGAAAGAAUAUUGAGAUUAAAGAUGAGAUCCAGGGAGAAAUCCUUCCAACCUCUACUGUAGAGGAUACAUGUACUGUUUAUAUAAAGGAAGAAGAUGUAAAGGUUGAGAUAAGAGAACCUAAGCAUGAGGAGAUAUGUACUGUAUAUGUACAAGGAGAAAUGAAGAAGGAAGAGAUUAAAGAAGAUGUUUAUAUCAAGAUGAAGAUGGAAGUACCCUCUACUUCUACUGAAGAGGAGACAUGUACUGUAUAUAAAAAGGAAGAAGACGUUGAGAUGGCAAAUACUGAGAUGACAGGUGAAAUAGUUCUCAUUGAAGAGAAUCCUCUGCUGGUUGGAUCAAAGAUAACCAAGAAGAGGAAACUUGAAGGAGUGAGAUAUCCAUGUGAUAAAUGUGAGUACAGUGCAACUAAAGCUAAUGAUCUUAAGAGACAUUUUGAGAGUAAACAUGAAGAAGUGAGAUAUCCUUGUGAUAAAUGUGAAUAUUUUGCAACUAAACCGAUUAAUCUUAAAAGUCAUAAAUUGUCUACUCACGAAGGACUUAGGUUUCCUUGUGAUAAAUGUGAGUACAUUACAACAUGCCGAGGUAAUCUAAGAAAACAUAUCAAGAGUAAGCAUGAAGGAGUGAGGUAUCCGUGUGACAGAUGUGAGUAUUCUGCAACCAGCCAAUAUCAUCAUAGACAACAUAUUCAGAAUGUGCACGAAGGAGUAAGUUAUCCAUGUGAUAAAUGUGAAUAUUCAGCUAAUACACAAAAUCGCCUCAGAGAACACAUUAGAAAUAAACAUGAAGGAGUGAGAUAUCAAUGUGAUAAAUGUGAAUACGCCGCAACUACAGCAAGUGAUCUUAGAAAACAUACCGAAAGUAAACAUGAAGGAGUAAGAUAUCUUUGUGAUAAAUGUGAGUAUUCUGCAACUGGACUAAAUCAUCUUAAAAGUCACAAAGAAUAUAAACACGAAGGAGUGAGAUAUCCUUGUGAUAAAUGUGAAUACACCGCAACAUGCCGAGGUAAUCUAAGAAAACAUAUCAAGAGUAAGCAUGAAGGAGUUAGGUAUCCUUGUGACAGAUGUGAUUAUUCUGCAACCAGCCAAAUUCAUCUUAGACAACAUAUUCUGAAUAUACACGAAGGAGUGAGAUAUCCUUGUGAUAAAUGUGAAUAUUCUGCUACUAGGCCAAAUCAUCUCAGAGAACAUAUUAAGAAUAAACAUGAUGGAGUGAAUACGCUGGAACUACAACAGGAGAUCUUAAAAGGCACAUCGUAAAAAAGCAUUGAGGCGUGAGAUAUUCUUGUGAUAUAUGUGAAUAACGGCUCAGCUACAUUUGUGCCUGGUCACAAUUUGCUUAGUCACAUUUUGCCUAGUUUGUCAAGAGCAUGUUCUUUGCUACAGCUGAACUAGUUGAAUUUUAAUGAAUUUUAAUUGUAUCUUG